Thrips palmi is the source of this 2142-nucleotide messenger RNA. RefSeq lists its product as uncharacterized. Bases 378 to 1838 code for a protein of 486 amino acids. The transcript is spliced from 2 exons. Gene Ontology annotation, molecular function: protein binding. The record is from RefSeq and is a predicted model, not a curated record. Lineage: Eukaryota; Metazoa; Arthropoda; Insecta; Thysanoptera; Thripidae.
UUAAAAACAAACAACACUUGGAUUAACUUUUUUGAACCAGGAAACUUUUGUGAUGUGAUGGCAAAUAGGAAAUAGAGACUUAGUUCGUCACCUACAAGUUCCUGCCUGGUUUUGUUCGAAUUGUUUCCUCUGUGGUUUGUUUGUUCGAUGCAGUGCUAGGCCUUGCUGCAGUGCAGAUCACUUGUCAUUGAUGACAGCUGAUAAUUUGCAAUUGUUUUCUUACUGCUUAAUGAAAGUGUACUUUGACAUGGCUCCCUUUGUAUUGACCAUCUUUUCAAAAGUUACCUGCUUCAAGUCGUAUGGUUGUUGCUAGGUUAAAACUUUUCAAUAUGUUCACAGCAUAGGGUUGCAAAUGACAAUUUUUGUGUUGUGUUACAAUGACCAAAAUGUUAGAAGAAACCGAAGCUUUCCUUCCACCUGAGAUACUUUCUAUGAUAUUUGAAUAUCUGCCUGCAUCAGAUAUUGCCAAUUGUUCUCUGGUUUGUUUGCGAUGGCGAGAAGAAAUUAAUCGCAAUGAGCUUUGGAGACGCUUGUGUCUGCAGCGCGGUUGGGCUGAAGUUCUGGAUCAACCGGAAGUUUGGAGCCAAACUACUUCCCGUGUGGAGCCCAAUUUUAAAGCACCUGAGCAAAAAGAAGGAUCAAGACUAGUCCCAUUGUGCUCCUGGCAUGUGGACUUUCUUCAGUGUGCACAUCUGUACAAGAAUUGGAGACAAGGCUGUUAUGCCAUCCAGAACUUUGAUGAAAUUGUUUCUGAACAAUUAGGGCAUGUCCUCAUCACCUCAAUGGAUCUCAAUCGCAUGUUUGUUGUCCUCGGCGACGACACAGGUGGUGUUACAAUAUGGAAGCAAGCAAAAGAGAAGCCAGAAUUUGUUGAAUAUGUUUCCUGUUUAUUCUCAAAUGCUGUCAUAUCUGAAAUAUUUUUGGAGGGUACUUCUUUUGCGGUUCUUCAGCUUGGACUAUUACAAGUCUACCACAAAAGUGACAGUGGAAAUUACACUUUGUGUUAUACUAAGGCUAUGAUAGUUGAAGCACCUGAUUUGCCUCCAUUGUCUCUUGGCGAAACUGAUAAAGCCCUAGAUGAUUGGUUUGUGGAAAACAUCUAUGAAAAUUUUGAGGAGGAUGAAUUUCGCUAUGCAAGAGCAUGCCAAGAUCCUGUUGUAGCCUUUUGGGGUACUAUUAAAUCUGUAGAAGUUCUGUCCCUUAAACCUGGCGGAAAUCUUAAGACUUUGAAGUUACCAUUUGAAAACUAUAAAAUUAGUGAUGUUGCUCUUGGUUCUCAUGCCUCUCUUAUCUAUGUAGCCCUUGAAAGCAAAGUACUAGGGAAUGUUAUUUUAGAGUAUAGUUUAGAGAAAGAUUUAUGUGUGAAACAGCUUCAAGACACGUCUACAAUAAUGCGUAUUCAUUUAAAUUGUAACUUUCUUGUUAGUGUGAACAAGCAAGGAAUAUUCACUAUCUGGGACUGUUUGAAAGGAGGAAAGCAUUGUGUACUUCCUCCCCUGGGUCUUACAUUCCAAGACACAAGUUUGGGAUUGUUUGGAGAUUCUAUUUUAUACCAAUCAGGUAACACAAUUGGUUCUGUUCUAAACAGUACAGGGAAAAUUCAGUUCAACAAAUUUGAGGUGGAACCAUCAACUAAAUUUCUUACUAAAGGUAUGGGCGAUCUGUUCAUAUUAAGAAAUGGAGAAGAUGUUGAAGUAUGGAGUUGGUUAGACAAAACUCUAAAGUAUUGUAUCCAAGGGAUUUUGCGCAAGGAUGAUCGCUAUGCUGCGUGGUGUAAUGAUGCAUGUAUUGUUCUGUGGGGAUUUUACACACCACCAAUACUCAUUUGGUUCUGGUGAUUCCCUAUCCGUGUGAAGAAGUCAAUAGAACGUAAGUUAAUUUAAAACAAACCAUUACAUUUUAUAAAAUAUAUCUGUGAUAUGGCAUAAGUUUUAUGUAUGUUUGGAAGAAUUUAAAAAAAGGGAAAUUGGUGGUGUAACUACUUUUAGGCUGUUCUUUGAAGUACUUACACAUCAGAGAACUUUGUGUUUGUAUGAAAAAAUUAUAUUUUGCGAGUUAUCUUAUUUGUCAUUUAUCAUUGAGCCAAUGUUAUCAAUGUUAUCUUAAAAUAUUGAUUAAAUAAAAUAUGUUGUCAGUAAUUGA